UUUUCACUUCAUGUUUCCAGCAAAAUAUGUUUCUUAGAUAUCUUUUAAAAAUUGUUCAAAUUUCCGAAGACUGCCGAAAGUUAAAAACCGGAAGUAUUUACCAACAAUCAUCAACAAAGUUGACCCGUACUGAAGCUAGUUGAUGAGAAAGUUGUCGCUAAUGGAAGACGUGUCGUCGUAGGGAAGUUUUCCUAUUAUUUCCAUGUUCCAAGCGAAUCUUCACUCUGGGUACAUGUGGUUUAACUAGCCUAUCGAACGAUGGAAAUGCUAAAUAGUUGGUGGGGAGGGGGGAAAACUGAGAAGGAAACGAUCUCUGAAUCCAAAGCAGACGCUGAAACGGACAGCAAAAACGACAUGAAUGAUAUCGAAGCAGAAAACACAGAGAAAACGCAAAGUGGAGAUGCAGACAAGCCUGCGGUGAAACCUGAAUUGAACAUUACUGCGGAAGCUGCACUUACCUCAGCGAAGGAGUGGGGAAGUUACUUGUUCAAUGUUGCGAUGGAAGGAACAAAAAAAGUUACAGAAACUGCAGCUAAAACAGCAACAAUUAUUCAGAAAACUGUGGAAGAAAAGACUAUUGUGGGCGAUUUCAAGAAAGAGCAGGACAAGUUUGUGAAGGAGAAGCAUUCCAAGAGGGCGGAGGCAGCCGUUCCUCCGUGGGUGGGAUACAACGAAGAGGAGCAGAUGAAAGAACAGAUCCUGGCAUUGUCACAGGAUAAACGAAAUUUCCUCCGAAAUCCACCCGCGGGCGUCCAGUUCCAGUUUGACUUUGCCAGCAUGUUCCCUGUGGCCAUGGCAACGCUCCACGAGGAUGACAAACUCCAGAAGAUGCGAUUCGACCUCGUCCCGAAACAGAUCGUGGAGGAGAAUUUCUGGCGGAAUUACUUCUACCGAGUAUCCCUCAUCAAGCAGUCCUCCCAGCUGACCUCCCUCGCUGCAUCCUCAGGCAAUUCCAGCGACUCUGGCUCUGCCGACAGUGGAUCGAAUGGAAAGGCCGACGACACACCAUCAGAGAACGUCAAAGACAAGUCUGGUGCUUUGGACAUAUCGGUGGAGCCCUCGGCCACCUCGCCGACUGAAGACGAGGUGCCAGGCAGUCCGCCGGGGGCGGAAUUCAUCAGCGAUGCCUUUGUCUCGGAGAUCGAUCAAGCCGAAAUCCAGAAGGGGUUCGAGCAGCUGGGAAUGGACAAGAAGGAGGAGGAGAGUGAUGAUGAGGGAGAUAUUCCCGAGUGGGAGAAAGAACUGCAACAGGAGCUCCAGGACUAUGAGGUGGUCGAGGAGGACGACACAGGUGGCAAUGAGGAAUGGGAGCGAGAGAUCGACCAGAUGCUUGAGGAGGAGGGCGCACCAGACAGCAAGUAAACCCACUGACGGUUUAGGUAUUGUCUACAUUAGGUAUACAUUAGGUAUUGUCUGUCACACCACAAACUAACGUAUUGUGCCCGGACAUCGUGCCAAGGAUAUGUCCAUUUGUGGUGUGGCAAAUGUACACGGUAAGUCACUUCCGGGCGUGACUGAUGCUAAGCCAUGUUUACAUCUCAACUGCGUCAUCCUGGCAGUCUUCUGGUGACAGUUUGCUUCUUCCUCGAGGUAUUUUAAAGGAAAUGCCCAGCAUUGUGGGUAGGUUACCAUCACGUGCAUACACCGUCAGCAUGCGGAAACUGGAUCAUACACGCGCACAUGACUGGCCAACAUUGUCCGGGAAGAAAACCAGUCUAAUGCCGGAAUGGCAGUUUGACCAAUAGGGUUGGGGCAUAGAUCAUGAAUAUGUAUGAGGGUGAUGUUAAGUACUCACGCUUCUCUCUUACCAUUUCCCAUGCAGUUUUGUCCAGAUUAAAAUUUGUUACUGACCAAAAUGGCACUUACGAUGAUUUAUUUUUGUGUUUUGUCGAUUCUCCACCACAAGAACUUUAAACAUUAACCCUAACCCUCCCAAAUCCUCCAAAAUCCUUUUCUGCAAUGUGGAGGAACUUGGAGGAUUCAGGGU
Acanthaster planci (crown-of-thorns starfish) is the source of this 1987-nucleotide messenger RNA. RefSeq names its product synapse associated protein 1 (gene syap1). Lineage: Eukaryota; Metazoa; Echinodermata; Asteroidea; Valvatida; Acanthasteridae. Gene Ontology annotation, biological process: regulation of short-term neuronal synaptic plasticity; TORC2 signaling. Gene Ontology annotation, cellular component: nucleus; cytoplasm; Golgi apparatus. The record is from RefSeq and is a predicted model, not a curated record.